AUUUGAGUGUAUCCACCUCAGAGCCCUGAACAUCUCCUGGUGGAAUCGGGAACUGUUGCCACUGGUCGAGGCCAAUGCUGGAGCGCUCGAGAACCUGGUCCUCAAGGGCUCGACCUCACCAUCGCCGAUGCGGGCCAUGACCCUGCCCAGCCUUGACUACGAUUUGUUCAUGAGAAUGACCUCGACUCUCGAGGAAUUGCAGCUCUCCCAUUGGACCCUGUCUGGCCGUCAAUUCGUCAAAUUCUUGCGCGCGUGCAAGAGACUGAGCCAUCUGGUCUUUGUGGCGAUCGAAUGGACUGAUCCUGCACUCGUAGAUCCUCAAUAUCAUCUCCAGGCGGUCCAAGGGUUGACAGAUCUUCAAUUGGACAUCAGCGUAUCUAAGAAGGAUGCCUUUGUGGAUCUAAUUCGAUCCUGCCCCGAUCUGAAACGCUUCUCACUCUAUUCCGAGAGCGCUGACGAUGCACGAACGCUGAUCCCGGUCCUGCGAGAGAGCUGUCCCAAGCUCAUGGCCAUCGAGUACGUGGCACGAUUCAGCUCGGCUCUAAACGGGUAUGACCUGCUCUCAGAUACAGAGUACUCGGACCUGGUGCUCUGCUCCGGCCGGAUAGAAUCGCUCAAAGUCGAUAUUCCCUGUCUAGACAACGCCAUGACCAAGGCGCUCAUCACACAGUCCUCAACCUUAACCUCGCUCACAUUGAGCUUCAUCAGCCUUCGGAGUGUGCCCAUGAUCGAUGCUGAGAACAUCUGUCUAAUCUUGAGGCACUGCAUUCGUCUCCGAAACCUAUCGCUCUUGUUCAAUCCACAUUCGCUCGGCAAGAAUGAGACGUUGAGGAUAUUUGACCAGCCCUGGUCGUGCGUAGAGCUUGAAACCUUGGAGUUGACAGAUGUCAGCAUGGCGAUGGAGCACGGAUCGCCCUCAAACGAUCCUCAGCCGCCACCACUGCAGCUCCAGCCAUACCAAUGGAGACUAGGUUCAGCACCACAACUGAUUCCUAUCGACGGAAAUAGAGUAAUCCGAUACGGAUCGAUGACAAAACAAAAGCUCUUUCAACAGGUUCGCAUGCUGCCAAAGCUGACGAGGUUGAGCCUGAACCAUAUUACGUACUCGGUGGAUGGGUUUGGGAGCAGUUCUGGUUGAGAGUGAAGGACCCCAGAUCUUCCCAGGGAUGCUCAGGAUAACAAAAGAAUGCAUAGUCAUCAUAUAAGAGGCGG
Messenger RNA from Gamsiella multidivaricata, 1212 nucleotides. RefSeq lists its product as uncharacterized. The coding region runs from base 128 to 1138 and encodes 336 amino acids. The transcript has a single exon. The record is from RefSeq and is a predicted model, not a curated record. Lineage: Eukaryota; Fungi; Mortierellomycota; Mortierellomycetes; Mortierellales; Mortierellaceae.